This is a messenger RNA of Nakaseomyces glabratus, 2358 nucleotides long. RefSeq names its product Aim3p (gene AIM3). NCBI's taxonomy places the organism in Eukaryota, Fungi, Ascomycota, Saccharomycetes, Saccharomycetales, Saccharomycetaceae. Gene Ontology annotation, biological process: barbed-end actin filament capping. Gene Ontology annotation, cellular component: actin cortical patch. The record is from RefSeq and is a predicted model, not a curated record.
AUGAGUGAGUUUUGGAAUAAUAACAAGGAUACAAUUGGCGCGGGCUUGAAGACAGUUGGUAAAUACAGUUAUAAAAGUACCAAAUUUGUUGCUAAAACAGGAUACCAAGCUGGCAAGUCACAUUACCAAAACAGUAAAGCAAAAAGGGAGGGAAGAAGCCAAGAAGGCAGCGAUGAUAGUGGACAGACCACUCCAAAUGUUCAUAUUAACUACAAAGAUCCAUCUGCAUUCCCACCACCACCAGUAAAACCAGGACAGUUGCAAUAUCAUGGCAGUUCCGGAAAUUCUGCUAACGGAAGUAGUGCGACGAUUCCUACUCUUUCAAAUACAAACAACACAGCACAACUAAAUGAACAACCCUAUAUGAAUCAAAUAAAUAGUUCCAACCAAAUUUACUCAAGGCCACAAAUGGCAAUCCCAGAACAACAAGUUGCAACCCCAGAGCAGCAAAUGAAUUCUACAACAUUGCCAUCUCAACCCCAAAUGGCAGUACCAUCACAACAAGAGCACAUUCAUAUACAGCCUUCGAACCCCCAGCAACUACCAUCCAAUUAUAAGCCUCAGGAACAAUAUUUACAGAGUGAACAACUAAAUAUCUCUGAUAGGCAUGCACCUCAACCUAUGGAGAGACCAGCAAUGCCGUUACCACAGCACGGAAAUGUGCCACCUUUAACAACUGAAAAUGUUCAUCCCAAUAUAGAAGCUGAUAUUUCAUCACCUGCAGUUGGUCCUCAAUUCGAAGUUAAACCUUAUGACUGGGAAGAACAGAAAACUACUAAAAUUGAGAUACCACAGGUAGAUUUAACCAGUAUCCCACCUCCCCCCACACAUAGAGACAGAAAUACAAGUAGACAAGGAUCUAAUAGCACACCACCUUCUAGAACACAUACAGGUAACAAUACAUCUACAGCCUCUGUCACAACAACGGGAAUUGUCGACGGGAACCUUGAAUCGAACCAAGAACACACGCCAAAGCCAGCAAUAUUAGGCGAGUAUGAUGAUACUUUGAAUGUUGCUUAUGCUCCUCCUCCCAAACCAUUUAGAAGAGCGACAAAUAACUCUUCAGAUCUAAAACUAUCCGGUGCUCAAAACACCAAGACUCCCCCACCUCCUGUAGUUUUAACCAACAAGUCAGCCGAGAGACCUAAUUCGAGCAAUGUAAUGCCAUCAUUACCUUUAAGGCAAAUGAACACCAAGGCCAAUAGCUCUGAAAAUUUACCAAAAGCUAAAAUUUUAGGUGAAUACGAAACCAAUGUGGAUGUGGGUAUUGCGCCUCCACCUAGACCUACCUACAGAAAGACUGAUACUGAGGCAAACCCUCCAAAUAGACCAUUAAGCAGAUCUACUACCGAACACAAAAUGAGUAGCAUAUCAAGAGAUAAUUAUAAUUCCAUUAAAUCCAGUUCUGUCAAACCUCCAGUACCAAAGAGGAAUACUGGGGAGAGAGAAGGAGCACAAGAACUUAAAGCUGACAUAGCUGAAAGAAGCCAAGAGAUUACACCCACCCCAGGUAUUUCAGGUAUUUAUAACUUAGACAAGAAAAUUGAUUUUGCACCACCUCCAAAACCCUUCAGAAGGGCUCAAACGUCAUCUGAUAUUCCUCAGAAGUCCUCUCUUGUAACAGAUGAAUCUAAUAUCAGUGUCCCAAAUAAAUCACAACAGCCUAUGCAAGAAAAAGAUAGUAUCAAAAAUGCCACGCCACUCUAUAUACCACCUAGCAAUAAUAUUAACUUCCCCCCACCACCCAAACCACAUAAUAAAUCUCUAGAAGAGAGUCAUACUCCUUCAAAUAAGUUAUCUGAGAAACCGAAACCUCCGAAGAAACCAGAACAACUGAAGGAUUUGAAUUUAUCUACCCAACAAGCUGAUAAGAACAUGAAGAAUAAGGAUCAGUUGUUUGAUAACAAAAAUGAGUUAUUGAGCACCAUAAAAAAUAAAAAAAGGCCGGCGCCUAUACCCAAACCCAAACCUAAAAGUUUAACUUCAGAAGGUAACCAUAUGAAUUUGAACACUGAAAAGGGAAAAGAAACUACAAUAGAAAAACCUGACGAGUCAAAAUUUUUACCAAUUUCGAGUUUUCCACCUCCACCAAAGCCAUUUAAACGUGAAGAGCUCUCAAAGGAGGUAGUAGAUAGUGUAGGAGAAACUGCGGAUUUUACAAAGCCAAAAAGAGCUGGACAGUUAGAAUCAACUCAGACCGAGAAAUCAAAUUCAAAAGGAAAAGCACCACCACCUGUUCCAAAGAAGCGUAAUGCACAGUCAAAAUCCAGCCCUAGCCUAGAAGGGAGUGAGGAUAACCCAUUUUCAAAGUAUUUAAAGGACGCAGUUCCUAACGAGCCUGAUCGCUUACAUAAAUAA